Triticum aestivum (bread wheat) is the source of this 1067-nucleotide messenger RNA. Its product is annotated as protein RALF-like 33. The transcript has a single exon. The record is from RefSeq and is a predicted model, not a curated record. Lineage: Eukaryota; Viridiplantae; Streptophyta; Magnoliopsida; Poales; Poaceae. The coding region runs from base 431 to 805 and encodes 124 amino acids. Gene Ontology annotation, biological process: calcium-mediated signaling. Gene Ontology annotation, cellular component: plasmodesma.
CGGACAGAGGGAAGCGGCGCGGCGAGGCUGGGAGAUGGCCUCGUGGCGGCGUAGUCGGAGACGGGAGAGGACGCUCGAAACGGGCACCUCAGAAGGUGUCCACAUGUCACGUGCUAGUGGUCAGUGGACACCGUAGAACAUGGGUCUUCCUAGCACCUAAAGUUAGAACCUAUGGCGCGUAUGAUGGUUUCGAUCUUGCUGGGCGCCGAGGCGGAGGCCGCAACGCGCGGCGGCACUGGCCAAGCCGACGUGCGGCCGCCCUGCUCCCUCUCCAAACCCACUUCCCCCGCAUCUCCCCUCCAUCCCCCCCUCCUCCCACUCCCUUCAAAGAGAGAAGAAAGCUGGGAGAGAUCCACCCUAGCUGCAGACCGACAAAGCGACCGCGACUCAAACCCGCAAGAAACCAGCUACCGGACAGAAGAAGACUGGCAUGGCAAGGCUCGGCGUGGCCUUGCUCGCGCUCCUGGCGGCCGCGGCGGCGGUCGCCUGCCUGCCGUCCCCGGCCUCCGCGGGCGAGCUGGCCUCCAUGCUGCUGUCGCGCGCGGCGGCCUGCGACGGGAUCAUCGGGGAGUGCGGCGUGGACGAGGACGAGGAGAUGGCGCCGGGCGCCGGCGAGGCCCUGCGCCGGUCGCUGGCGCGGAAGUCGACGGCCAGGUACAUCAGCUACGCGGCGCUGCGCGCCGACCAGAUCCCCUGCGACAAGCGCGGGGCGUCCUACUACAUCAACUGCGGGUCCAUGCAGCAGGCCAACCCCUACACGCGCGGCUGCUCCGCCAUCACGCACUGCGCGCGCAACAUGAACUGAUCCCUCGUCCGUAGGCCUGGUGGAUCUUGCGCGCGUACGGCAGUGAUCGAUGCAUACGCACGGAGCGGCGAGGAGGUGUGUGGCCGUGCGAGCAUCUAAUUACCAAUUGUAUUUGUAGAACGCCUGUGCAUUGCUACAGACUAAUGAUUAUAAAUAAAUGAAGCUGACUGUACAAAUUUACAAAUUACUUAUGUUUCAUGGCUUGUCCUUUUUGUCACGAGACUGCUACAUCAAACACUUAGCUUCACAUUAACCCCAAUUA